Molecule: messenger RNA, 795 nt
Organism: Ipomoea nil (Japanese morning glory)
Lineage: Eukaryota; Viridiplantae; Streptophyta; Magnoliopsida; Solanales; Convolvulaceae
Exons: 1
Coding region: 1-795 (264 amino acids)
Molecular function (GO): RNA-DNA hybrid ribonuclease activity; nucleic acid binding
Source: RefSeq, a predicted model, not a curated record
AUGACGGCUCUUGCUAAUCGGAGGGUAAAUGUGGAUAUAAUCUGUCCGUUAUGUCGUUUUGAGCCGGAAACAAUAAUGCAUCUCUUUGCUAAUUGCUCUCGUGUGCAGCCUCUCUGGAAUGAUGUGAAUUGCCAAGUGCCGAACGAGCAUGAUGAUUUUGCUGCUUGGUUCUCAAUGUGGCUGACACUUGGUGAGAAUGGCCUCGUAAUGAAAUGUAUCGCCAUUUGUUGGAGCAUCUGGAAGGGACGUAAUGAUCUGGUAUGGAAUAGUAAAACUUGGGAUCCUGCUUCAAUUAUGUUUGAAGUGGCUAAUAUGGUUUUGGAUUGGCAGGGAGAUGCAGAUUUGGAAGCAAAUAACAAUGUGCAUGUUUCAAGCUUGAAUUCACUCCCAGUUGUAGACCCAGGUAUUAUGAGCAUUUAUGUGGAUGCCACGGUUUAUAAUGCUGACGCUGAGGCUUAUUAUGGGGUUUUUGUGAUGGAUAGCAGUCGAGAGUUUGUAGCUGCAAAAAAUGGUCUUAUCCGUUGUCUAAAUAAUGCGCACUUGGCCGAAGCCCUCGCAGUGAAGAAAGCUUUAUCUUGGGUAAAGGAGUUGGGUUUUGCAAAGAUCCUCAUUUUCUCUGAUUGUAAAAAUGUUUGCAGGUUACUAAAUGGCUCAUCUCAAGAUCUAUCAUACGCAGGCUGUGUUAUUCGUGAGUGUCGAGCCUUAAAACGACACUUUGAGUUAGUGUCUAUUCAAUAUGUUUCUAGAUCAGUGAAUCGGUUUGCUCAUGCUUUGGCAAGAGCUACUCGUUCUUAG